Glarea lozoyensis ATCC 20868 is the source of this 2400-nucleotide messenger RNA. Its product is annotated as Aconitase iron-sulfur. The coding region runs from base 1 to 2400 and encodes 799 amino acids. Lineage: Eukaryota; Fungi; Ascomycota; Leotiomycetes; Helotiales; Helotiaceae. The transcript is spliced from 2 exons. The record is from RefSeq and is a predicted model, not a curated record. Gene Ontology annotation, molecular function: homoaconitate hydratase activity; 4 iron, 4 sulfur cluster binding. Gene Ontology annotation, biological process: L-lysine biosynthetic process.
AUGAUACCACAACGAGCUGGUCUUCAAUGCCUGCGGGUCAGACCGUCACGAAAUUUGCUCCCUCUCCGACAAGCACGAUCGAAUGUGCGCGCCUUCACAGCAACGGCGCAACGUUUCCAAGAUGUGUUCCAUGCUCAGCAAUCAGAUCCUCAGUCAUCCGCCAUCCUAUCCUCCCUAAAAUCGAGUUCUCGAGUCCCUCAAACGCUCACGGAAAAGAUUGUUCAACGGUACUCGCUGGGGCUAGCAGAAGGCAAGUCAGUCCGGUCUGGGGAUUAUGUGACUUUGUCACCACAUCGUUGCAUGACACACGACAAUUCGUGGCCGGUAGCUCUCAAGUUCAUGUCAAUUGGUGCCUCCAAGAUCCAUGAUCCAAAGCAGAUUGUGAUGACGCUGGAUCACGAUGUCCAAAACAAAUCCGAGACCAACCUCAAGAAAUACAAGCAGAUUGAAGAGUUUGCGAAGAAGCAAGGCGUCGAUUUCUACCCGGCCGGCAGAGGCAUUGGUCAUCAGAUCAUGGUGGAAGAAGGAUAUGCGUGGCCAGGGACGAUGACAGUUGCGAGCGACAGCCACAGCAACAUGUAUGGUGGUGUGGGCUGCUUGGGAACGGCUAUGGUCAGGACGGAUGCUGCGAGCAUCUGGGCAACGGGAAAGACAUGGUGGCAGAUACCGCCGAUCGCCAAGGUUACUCUCACAGGUGUUCUGCCAAAGGGUGUCACUGGGAAGGAUGUUAUUGUUGCACUAUGCGGGCUGUUCAACAAUGAUGAGGUUCUGAACCACGCGAUAGAAUUUACGGGAUCAGAACAGACGAUGCGAAGUUUACCAGUUGAUGAUCGCCUAGCAAUUGCUAACAUGACGACCGAGUGGGGAGCUUUGACAGGACUCUUUCCGAUAGACUCGAUGUUGCAAGCUUGGUUGAGAUCAAAGGCUACCACCUCCGCGCUGUUUGACGGAAAAGAAGGACGAUUUACCCACAAAAGCAUUGACGAUUUGAUCGCAAACCAAUUGGUUGCUGAUAAGGGUGCUACAUAUGCGAAGUCGUUGUAUCUGAAUCUGUCGACGCUUGCACCAUACGUAUCUGGUCCCAAUUCAGUCAAAGUUGCAACACCACUGCGGGACCUUGAGGCGCAAAACAUCUCGUUAAACAAGGCAUACCUCGUAUCGUGUACGAAUUCGAGAGCGUCCGAUUUGGCUGCCGCUGCCAAAGUCUUCAAGGACGCAUCGAAAGAUGGAAGACCUGCGAAGAUUGCUCAAGGCGUGGAGUUCUAUAUUGCAGCUGCGUCAAUACCCGAACAACAAGCCGCGGAAGAGACUGGUGAUUGGCAAGCGCUUUUGGAUGCUGGUGCCAAACCUCUACCUGCUGGAUGUGGGCCGUGUAUUGGGCUUGGGACGGGCCUGCUUGAGCCUGGUGAGGUUGGAAUUAGUGCGAGUAACCGCAACUUCAAGGGACGUAUGGGAUCGCCAGAUGCGAAAGCAUAUCUCGCAAGUCCAGAGGUAGUUGCUGCCAGCGCGAUGAGUGGUAAGAUUAGCGGGCCCGGGUGGUAUGAGAAACCCGUUGGUGUCAACAAGGUUGUUCUAGGUGAGGGAACUGGGAUUGCUGAUGAGGACCGAACAAUGAGUGUCGUUGAUGCUCUUGAUAAGUUGAUCGCCGACGCCGAAUCAUUGAUUCAAGGAGCAGAGAAAUCUGUUCUGGGCGAAUCUGAGGCAACUGAGAGUGGUGACGAGCAGUUGACUGAUAUCCUGCCUGGGUUCCCAGAAAAGGUUGAGGGCGAGAUUGUCUUCUGUGACGCAGACAACAUCAACACUGACGGCAUAUAUCCUGGCAAAUAUACAUAUCAAGACAAUGUUUCCGUGGAGAAGAUGGCUGAGGUAUGCAUGGAGAAUUAUGACAAGUCUUUUGGGUCGAUCGCCAAGGCUGGUGAUAUUCUCGUUGCUGGUUUCAACUUUGGCUGUGGAUCAAGUCGCGAACAAGCUGCGACAGCCAUUCUGGCGAAGAAGAUCCCACUCGUUGUCUCAGGUUCAUUCGGUAACAUCUUCAGCCGAAACAGCAUCAACAAUGCUUUGAUGGGGGUGGAAGUUCCACGUCUUGUGCAACGGUUACGAGAAACAUUUUCAUCAAACUCCGUGAAAGCAAAGAGCAAUGAUACUGAGCCAAGUGAGAACAAAGAGAGUUUGGACAGCCCGCCACCCGCGGUACAAGCCAGUCCUGUGGAAAAGAUGCUUACGAGGAGAACGGGAUGGAACUUCUUGUGGGAUGUUAGGAGGAGCAAAGUUGUCAUUACUGAGGGAGAGGGUGGUGCAACGUGGAGUCAAAAGGUGGGAGAGUUGCCACCGAAUGUUCAGGAAAUUAUCGCUAGGGGAGGGCUGGAGAAGUGGGUGAAGAAGGAGAUCUCUGCGCCGUAG